This is a messenger RNA of Anopheles moucheti, 575 nucleotides long. It is a transcript of the gene ND-13B, whose product is annotated as NADH dehydrogenase [ubiquinone] 1 alpha subcomplex subunit 5. Gene Ontology annotation, biological process: respiratory electron transport chain. The record is from RefSeq and is a predicted model, not a curated record. NCBI's taxonomy places the organism in Eukaryota, Metazoa, Arthropoda, Insecta, Diptera, Culicidae. The transcript is spliced from 4 exons. Bases 81 to 452 code for a protein of 123 amino acids.
UGUGACGUUUGUGGUGUGUAGGAAAAGAAAAUAUUAUUUUCCAAGCAUCUCGGUAGAAUUGCCGUAAACACAUUUCUGCUAUGGCAGGCGUUAUUAAAAAGGCUACCGGUUUGACUGGCAUGCACGUUGCCAAGAAUCCGCACCACACGUUGACGGCAUUGUACAAUAAGAUACUGCGUGCUGUCUCCAAGAUGCCUCAGGAUGCUGGCUAUCGACGAUACACCGAACAGAUCGUAUCGGAACGUGCCAAGAUAGUAGCAACGACUCCAAACGUUCUUGAAAUUGAGCAAAAGAUCAACUGCGGCCAGGUGGAAGAGUUGAUCCUACAGGCAGAAAACGAACUAAUACUCGCGCGUAAGAUGCUGGGAUGGAAACCAUGGGAACCGUUGGUCAAGCAGGCGCCAGCCACCCAGUGGGCCUGGCCUCCAGCAAAUCUGCCCGAGUUGAAGUAAACAUCAUUGUUAUCGUAAAAAUGUCCUUCGUUUUCCCCACCCAAAUCCACAGAGAAGCACUUGUAGGCAAUGUAACCGGUCGCAUUUAAUGUGAACAAUAAAAUCAACACGUGCGACCAAUGA